GAAGCUCAUACUAUCCUCCUGUCCUGCAUUUCUGCUUGAUCCCGUGCCUGGCAAAAUGUGUGACCAAUUUGUGGGCACCUGGAAGCUCCUUUCUAGCGAAAACUUUGACGACUAUAUGAAAGAGCUGGGUGUGGGAUUUGCUACCAGGAAAAUGGCUGGUGUGGCCAAGCCCAAUGUAACUAUCAGCAUCAAUGGUGAUGUGAUAACCAUCAAAACAGAAAGUACCUUCAAAAAUACAGAGGUCUCUUUCAAGCUGGGUGAAGAGUUUGACGAGACCACAGCAGAUGACAGAAAAACAAAGAAUGUUGUAACCUUAGACAACGGCAUGCUGAUCCAGGUGCAGAAGUGGGACGGGAAGGAGACUAUCAUAAAGAGGAAAGUGGUGGAUGGGAACCUGGUGGUGGAAUGCACCAUGAAUAAUGUUGCCUGCAAAAGAGUUUAUGAAAAAGCAUGAAGAAGCCACCUUCACACAGGACUAACGAUUAAAGCUGCAGAAAAACAACUUAAUCGAAGAAAAAAACCUCCACAAAUCCAUUUUAAGAGAACUGUACUUUUUAUAGAUAUAUCCUAAAAAAGUUACACUCAGCUAGUCAAAUUUGUUGUGGCUAUUCAAUAAAAUGUUAUGCUUUCUACA
Messenger RNA from Merops nubicus (carmine bee-eater), 634 nucleotides. RefSeq names its product fatty acid-binding protein, adipocyte-like. The transcript has 4 exons. Gene Ontology annotation, biological process: fatty acid transport. The record is from RefSeq and is a predicted model, not a curated record. Gene Ontology annotation, molecular function: fatty acid binding. Lineage: Eukaryota; Metazoa; Chordata; Aves; Coraciiformes; Meropidae. The coding region runs from base 56 to 454 and encodes 132 amino acids. Gene Ontology annotation, cellular component: nucleus; cytosol.